Loa loa (African eye worm) is the source of this 333-nucleotide messenger RNA. RefSeq lists its product as hypothetical. The transcript has 2 exons. The record is from RefSeq and is a predicted model, not a curated record. Bases 1 to 333 code for a protein of 110 amino acids. NCBI's taxonomy places the organism in Eukaryota, Metazoa, Nematoda, Chromadorea, Rhabditida, Onchocercidae.
AUGGCUAGAAGUCGUGUGAGAAGGAGAAGGAAGGCUUCAAAGGAAGGGGACGUAGAAGAGGGAGUGGGAUAUGCGACCUUAAUUAGAUUCAUUGAAGACUGUAACGAGAAAAUAACUAGUUCACCUGCAAAUAUGGCUAGUAAAUUUGUCCGGCAAUACUCAGAAAAGAGAGCGAUAACUAUCGCAGCAGGUUCGAUUUCCCGAGAUUUACAUCUAUGUCGUAUGGUGAAGCUAUUUCAGUGUAUCUUUGGCAGCAAGAUGUUAUCCAAAUCGUAUUAUAUUAAUAGUGAGCCAAGUUCACUGAUGGAACAUGAAAAAGGAGCGCGAAAAUGA